Rubroshorea leprosula is the source of this 482-nucleotide messenger RNA. The record is from the annotation of a GenBank genome assembly. Lineage: Eukaryota; Viridiplantae; Streptophyta; Magnoliopsida; Malvales; Dipterocarpaceae.
CAUCAAAGCAGUACAAUAAACUUUGUGUUAAGCUUGUACUACUCCAUGGCCAAGAAACUCAAAACACUUCAUUUCCUCCUCCUUAUCAUCUUCUUGAGCUUCUUGGUGCUAGCUUCCACCAUAGAAGCUCGCUCAUUCCGUGCUGCUCCAGAUCAGAAGCCAAGUGUUAACGAAGAAAUGGGUCAAAAUGUUCAACUCGAUGAAGUUACUAAAACUAUUGAUCUUUUGGAGAACAAGGAGCACGGUACUAGUGGUCCAAGUGACGGUGGGAUAGGGCAUUGAUAUUGAGCUUAUAGCUCUCGUAAUGUUUUUAAGUGGAUUCCAAGGUUAGAAUUUAAGUGUCAAUGUGUCAUUGUGUGAAAUGGUUCAAAAUAAAGUUCAUGGACUUGGCCAUUAUAUAUAUAGGGGUCAAAGAUGAAAGUUCCUUUUUGUUUUUCUUUGAGCUGAUAUCUGUCUUGUCUGAAUAAAAGAAUUGGUCAAUA